CUCCUCCUGAGGUUUCUGCUUCAGUUCAUGAUCCAAAACAAACCAAAAGGAAACAGCAGCAGUAAAGAACGCAAAAAUAUUCAUUUAUUUAUUUUAUUUAAUUUGAAAACUUGGAAAAAUGGCAAAUGAUUCUCCGUCAGCUCUGGAUAAAAUUGAUUUCUGUUCUCUCAAGGACCCUGCAGGGAUCUUCGACCUAGUGCAGAUGGUGGGAAGCGGCUCAUAUGGUCAAGUGUUUAAGGGUGCGCAUAAGAAAUCAGGACAGCCUGUUGCCAUUAAAGUCAUUAAUGCAAAGGGGGCAGCUCAGGAGGAGCUGAAGUCCGAGAUAAACCUGCUGAAGACCCAGUCUCACCAUCGCAAUAUCGCCACGUAUUACGGUGCUUUCAUCAAGAAAGACACGCCCCUCAUGGGGGACCAGCUGUGGUUGGUGAUGGAGUUCUGCGGUGGUGGUUCUGUUGCUGAUCUGAUCGAGAGUAAGAGAAAAAAGCUCCUCAGUCAGGACUGGACGGCCUACAUCAGUGGAGAAAUCCUCAAAGGUCUGGCUCACCUCCACAAAUACAACAUCAUCCACCGGGACAUUAAAGGGCAGAACGUGCUGCUGACCACCAGCGCAGAGGUCAAACUGGUGGACUUUGGCGUGAGUGCGCAGUCAGACAGCACCGUGUGUAAGCAGAACACAGUUAUUGGGACUCCGUACUGGAUGGCGCCGGAGGUCAUCAACUGCCAAAAUAAUUCUGAUAGUGCCUACGACUGUAAGAGUGAUGUGUGGUCAUUGGGUAUCACAGCCAUCGAGAUGGCAGAAGGAAAACCACCUCUGACUGGUGUGAAUCCCAUGAAGGCCAUGAUGAUGAUUGCUCUAAAUGAAGCUCCGACGCUAAACCCAACUGUUGCUAAAUGGUCACAGAAUUUCCAGUCAUUUAUCAAGAGCUGCCUGAAAAAGGAUCACACACAGCGUCUGAGCGCUUGUGAGCUGCUGAAACACGACUUCAUCGCCAAGAUACAAAUACAAAUCCGCGCCAUCCGCCAUGAGAUUGUAGCUCAUUUAAACAAGGCAAAACAAAAGGAAAGUCAAGCUGAAGAACUAAAAGAAGCUCAGCGCCUGAAAACAGAAAGCGCUGUGGCCAAGUCGAAUCCCAAGGACCAGGUUUCAGUGUCACGGAUGUCUCGUCAGGACGAAAAAGAGCUCAAAUUCAAACUGGCAGAGCUGUAUGUAAAGGGAAAGGAGAGGGAACAAGAACACAAGAAAUACCAAGAUGCCAAUUCUGAAAUGCAGCAACGACACAAAAUACAACAACAGCAGAAGCAACAGUUCAGCCCUGGACUGUCUUAUCAUCAGGACCUGAUCAUCAGUGAAAACUUAGCUGCAGACAAACUGAACUUUCACAACAACCAUCUCCAUGCUCAAAAGAUUCCUCUCCCAUCGCCCAACCUGCAGAGGAAGCCUGCUCAAGUCGCUCAUCAUUCAAAAGCAAAAGUCAAUCGCAGCUCUUCUGCUGCAGCUCAGCUUCAGGCGCAAUGCUGCAGAUCACCAACAAGCCCAAUUCCAGUCCCUCAGAUCUGCAUCUCACCACAGAAUGAAUCUGACGUAAGACUGAAACACCACAAUCCACAAUUGGCAAAGUUUGACUCGAUGAAUUCUAAUACAUGGAAUGCUAAUUUGGGUAAUCGGUACAAACGUCGCUCGGCCUCACCCUCACCCUGCCGGAGAGGAGAACAACGCAAACAGGAUGAUGAAAAUGGGAACAACCUGCAACACAAUCGUCUGAAACUAUCUGUGAGUCAGGAGUGCUUGGUGUACCCUAGGCAGAUGGAUUUAUCCUCAUCUGCUCCUGAGCACUCACUUCGAAACGUGAUGGAAUAUCAACAACGGCCCCGCAAGUAUUCUGAACCCCACGGAAACCGCCUCCUUGUUCCUGGGCCUCAGUUCCUGCCAUCCAUGUCCUGUUUGGAAGAAAAGGAAAACAAUAAAAGAGACAAGUUGGGUUCUUCACAGAAUGGUCUCUCAAGCUUGUAUGUGGAAGAUGAUCUCAGGUGUUUGAACAUGAACAGACAGAAUACCCCCCACACAAAACCCACAUGUGGACAAGACAUGAUGUGCAUUACGUCUGAUCUGCCACAGAAAAGCAAAGCUGGUAUUUUUAGUUCAAUUAUUAAAGGCCUGGGCCUUUCUCCUCGUGUAUCACCAUCCCAUAGUCCAGCUUCCUCAAGAUCUGCCUCUCCAAACAGCUCUAAACGUUCCAGCCCCUGCAGCUCACCCUUUAAUCAGUCUGUAGGAUUACCUGUUGACGUUUUUAAGCAUUUUCAGUCCCCUAAUGAUCUGUGUAAAUAACUUGCUCUGGACUACAGUGACAUUGACUUGGGGAAGCCAGCCAUGGCCUAAAGGCUAGAGAAGCAGCUUUGCGACUAAAAGGUUGCUGGUUUGAUUCCCUAGACCAGCAGGAAUGGCUGAAGUGCCCUUGAGUAAGGCAUGUAACCCCCUACUGCUCCCCGGGCUGCUCUGGGUUUAUUGUACGUCGCUCUGGAGAAGAGCGUCUGCUCAAUACCAUUGGAUUUUUUUUAGUCGAUGGCAUCUUUUGUCUAAGAAAAGAAAAAAAAUAAAUAUUUUGUCAGUUUUUUACUCUGAUUGAUGUAGAUAGUUUCAUACAUUUUUUUCAUACUGAAGUGACUCCCAGAAUGCUGACAUCAUUGCUAACACUUCUUAGCAUCACUCCAGCCGUAUGCUAAGGUUACUAACCUUCUUUCUUUUGUUAUUCAUACUGUUAUCAUAUAUCUAUACUUUUAUCAAGAACAUGUUAUUAUAACGCUGGACAAUCUGUUUUGUAUUUUUAAUGAAAUUAUUACUAUUUCUGAAGUAGGCAUACAAAUCAACCAGUUACAUCAGAACAAGAUUUGGGAUUAUUUUUGUUUAUUCUUACUUUUUUAGUACUAUUUUGAAGAUGACACUUUUUUUCCCUACGAAAAAUAACUAUCAGGGUGAGUGAUAUGUACAAUUCAUUAUGUACUGAUUAUUUUUAGCUUUAGAUUUUUCACCUUUGUGCUAUGCUUUAAAAAAAUUACUUACUGAAUAUUUAUUUUCACAACGAUAUUGUAACUGUAUUAUUGACAGUUGUAUUAUGCUGAACUUAAACAUGAAUAAAACAUUCAUUUAGUAAAAUAUAA
Messenger RNA from Neoarius graeffei (lesser salmon catfish), 3156 nucleotides. RefSeq names its product TRAF2 and NCK interacting kinase a (gene tnika). Gene Ontology annotation, molecular function: protein serine/threonine kinase activity; ATP binding. Gene Ontology annotation, cellular component: cytoplasm. The coding region runs from base 119 to 2326 and encodes 735 amino acids. The transcript has 14 exons. Gene Ontology annotation, biological process: protein phosphorylation; neuron projection morphogenesis; MAPK cascade. Lineage: Eukaryota; Metazoa; Chordata; Actinopteri; Siluriformes; Ariidae. The record is from RefSeq and is a predicted model, not a curated record.